CGACACCAAAGGGCACGAGACAUGCCGUUCCCUGCGCGCCUCGCGCCGCCGGCCACCGCUGCGGCCGCUACCGCCGCAGCUGUGCUCGCCGCCGUCGCCCUGCGCCGGUACCUCUCCUCCCGCUCCCGCGCGGCCGCGGCCGCGCAUAGCACCAGCUGCGCCCCAGCCGCCACCACGUUCCUCGUGCUCUCCGGCAAGUCCCCCCAGGACCAGCAGCUCCUCGCCUCCUCCGCCGGCGAUCUCUCUCUGGCGGAGGAGGUUGGGGGCGAGCUCGCCGUCUCCCUCGCGCUCGACGCCGGCGGGGACGCGGGCUUCGACGCGGCCGCCUACAUGGGCGCGCUCCGGGCGGGGCGCUUCGGGAGGUGGAUGCUCUGGUCGCCGCGGAUGGCGUCCACGCACGACCUCGUGACGCAGAACUUCGCCAAGCUUCCGGUAGGCGUCGUGUGCGUCACAGACGUGCAGUUCAAAGGCAGAGGAAGAUCGAAGAAUGUGUGGGAAUCACCUCCAGGUUGUCUCAUGUUCUCGUUUACAUCACAGAUGAAUGAUGCACGCAAACUUCCCCUUAUGCAAUAUGUCGUUUGCCUUGCCAUGACCGAAGCCAUCAAAGAUUUGUGUUGUGCUAAGGGACUUCCAGAGCUAGAUGUAAGGAUAAAGUGGCCUAAUGAUCUAUAUCUGAAGGGGUUAAAAGUUGGUGGUAUUCUUUGUACCUCAUCAUAUGAGCCGAAAGUCUACAAUAUUUGCACUGGUAUUGGUUUAAAUGUGGGCAAUGAAAAGCCUACUACAUGUUUGAACGCUGCACUCCAGGAACUAAAGGCUAAUUCACCAAGACUUAAACGAGAAGACAUACUAGCAUCAUUCUUCAACAAAUUUGAAGUUCUUUUUGAUAUUUUCUCAAAUCAAGGAUUUCAGGCCCUCGAGGAGCAAUACUACAACUCAUGGCUUCACAGUGGCCAAAGAGUUGUCGUACAGGAUGCGAACGAAGGCCAGUCUGUGAACAGUGUGGUCACGGUUAAGGGGCUAACUCCAAGUGGCUAUUUAUAUGCCGUUGGAGAGGACGGCAAAAGCUAUGAGCUGCACCCUGAUGGUAACAGCUUUGAUUUCUUCACAGGGUUGGUGAGGAGAAAGAUGGAUGCAUAGCGCGUUGACAGUUAUCAUAGACACAAAUCUUGUUCUCCAGAGAUAUCAGAGUUAUCUUCUCAUGGCAGAUUACUUAUGGGAAGCUGGUUUCUCAAAAAAAAAAAAAAAACUAUGCGAAGCUGGCCUCAACUGAAGCUGUUACAAACUCAGCGCUACUGCACGGACCACCUGUUCAAAUAUAAUGCCCUUGACGGGAUCCUGCGGGACAUGAGGAAUUCAUGAGCCAGGCCUGGAGGCUGAGGCACAGGACUUUGCUGAAUCUGAAUUUAGCAUGGGCCGACAAAUCAGGAGCGAACCGAGUGAAAGAACUGUAGGAAAAGGGCAGAAUCUCUGAAGACAGUCCAAGGUUAUUUUAGUUUGAAAACGGUGUGCUCUGUAUGCUUGUGUGUCUGUAACAAGGGCUGAGUCUGUGAGUUACUGUAAAAACUACAUUGAGCGCAGUUUUUGUGGAGGUUGAAAUGAGUGCAAGAGCUGAGCUAUGCCUUUUUUUUUA
This is a messenger RNA of Hordeum vulgare subsp. vulgare (domesticated barley), 1630 nucleotides long. RefSeq names its product biotin--protein ligase 2-like. Gene Ontology annotation, molecular function: biotin--[biotin carboxyl-carrier protein] ligase activity. Lineage: Eukaryota; Viridiplantae; Streptophyta; Magnoliopsida; Poales; Poaceae. Gene Ontology annotation, biological process: protein modification process. The coding region runs from base 22 to 1137 and encodes 371 amino acids. The transcript has 9 exons. The record is from RefSeq and is a predicted model, not a curated record. Gene Ontology annotation, cellular component: cytoplasm.